Columba livia (rock pigeon) is the source of this 4854-nucleotide messenger RNA. RefSeq names its product shieldin complex subunit 2 (gene SHLD2). The transcript has 12 exons. Lineage: Eukaryota; Metazoa; Chordata; Aves; Columbiformes; Columbidae. Gene Ontology annotation, cellular component: site of double-strand break; nucleus. Gene Ontology annotation, biological process: regulation of double-strand break repair via homologous recombination. Bases 1488 to 4163 code for a protein of 891 amino acids. The record is from RefSeq and is a predicted model, not a curated record.
GCGCGUGUGGCGGCGGGUACGCCUCGCUGCCCCUCUCGCCCGGGUUGCUCCCCUUUCCUCCUGCGUAGCUGCGGGUUCCUGCGCGCUCGCGGGCCGCCUCUCCCGCCAGGUGACCGGUAACGGCCGCUGCCGGGCCCCACUAUCCGUCGCGGGUACUUUACCAGCCUCAGCAGAUCCCUACCAUAUUUUUGUUUGCUUUGAAUCCCUUGUGGAAACAAGAGUAACCAUGCUGCCUGAGGGUAUUCAGGAAGAAUAAAAGUGAUAUACCUACCCCAUUGCAGUAUUCUUAUAUGGUAUCUUAGUAGAUUUUCUACUCUGCUAUUAUAUGGCAUGAACUGCUGUGAAAAAACCCCAGCCGAACAGCCCCACAGCUUGAAUUGAACUGAAAGUAAAUAUUUUGAAGAUGGCUAUUAAUAACUUGGUUUCUUCUGUUGUAAGGUCAGUGAUGGGCCCUUGUAGAAGAACUUGAAGAUUGAAGUGAGGGAGCUGCUCACUCUGCCAAAGCCCAGUUUGGAAAUAACUGAUUUCAUUAAUCUCUGCAUGAUGGAUUACCUCCCAAAUUUUGCUUCUGGUGUCCUGUUUCCUACCUCUGCAGAAUUUCCUGUUGCAGCAACUUCUAUUAACAACACUCCCAAAACAUGUAGCGAGGUGUCUGCAUUUUAACAAACACUUGUAGCUGUAGCUGAGUAUUUUGAAAUUAUAUUAUAGCAGAUUUUUUUUUUAAAAAGCGUCUUCUGUGCUGUGUAAGGUGGGCUUUUAAAAAAUAGCUAGAAAAGCUAGUAACUUCUUGGGUAGUAUGAUGCUAUAUAAAUGAAAUAAAGUAAAUUCUGAAUCAUCUGCUCAAGUUUUACUGAUCUCUUAGUGCUUACUAAAGAAUUAUAAUUUAUCAGUAAUAUUCUGAACCUUCAAUUUCAUAAAAUCAUCACUUAAUACAGUAUUUUUGUGCUAAAACAGCAUGUAAAAUAUUGCAUUACUAUAAACUUUUAAAUUAAUUUCAAGUAGCUCUAGUAUUUUUAAUCAUUUAGUUGAAAUUGUAGUUUUCUGUGAGAUUAGAUUAUCUCCUAACUAUGCUGUGAACAUUGCUUAAACAGUUGUUUCACAUUAAUUCAAAUAAGGUACUGAAUAGUGAAUUCAUAUCAGGCUUUUUAAUUAGCAAUGGUAAAUGAAGAUGUUUGCUCAAUAAUUAAGUUUAAAUUGAACUUCACUGUAAUUCUGCAUCUGCUAUCUCUCUCCAGUUACUUUAAAUUUAUUUUUCUAUGUGAGUUUGGCCCAAUAAAUAACUUAUACUCUUUAUUUUGUACAUUUAAUUUUAUAGGCUUUGAGUAGCAGUGUUUUUACCAGUUAAAUUAUGAAAUACUCUUUUGAAUUUUAGGUAUUUUUAAAUUAAGCAAAGGCCAAAUAUGAAUUUUUUUUAUUUUCUAGUAUUUGGUGGUGUGCUUAUUGCAUAAACCACAUUGUUUAAAGUCAAACUUACAUAGCAAUCAAAAAUGUCCAAAAGACCUCAAAUUCAUGUUUUUGUGGGGGCACCCAGUAUUCCAAGCCUGCUGGAGGUGUCAGAGCAAAAUAGUUCAGCACCUGCUGCUGAAAAAUGGAGAGAACUCUGCUGUUUGUGUGAUACCCGUAGUCUUUUUUCUGAAAAAGUCCAAGGUGCUGACCACUUGUUGUUUCAGGCAGAAAGUUCUCUGGUCACAGCACUUCCUACAAAUGACGAGAGCUCUUGGCAGUCUGAACGGGGGAGAUUAACAGUAGCAAAUGAAUAUUCGACAUCUCUCGUACCUGUGGCAGUAACUUGUACCAGCACACCUAAAAAGAUUGAAAGCUUAAUUUAUUCUGAUUGUCAGAUAUCUAAAGACAGAUGCAUACAGGCUGCAGAUCACCACGCUCAGCAAAAAUGUGCGGAGUCAGCUGGGCAGGACAAACAAUCACGUGGCUGUUGUGCAGACCUCACAGAAAGAAAAGCUCAUCGUUUAGAUGUUAACAGCUCUGACAUUUCUGAUUUGGUUGACAGUACUAAGCAGAUUAGCAUACAUCUGAGGUCUGUGGGACAGAGUGUUCAAUCAGAUUGUAGAAGUGAUCACCAUGAACAUCUAAGUCAAUAUCUGAACAUGUUUCUCCCCCAAAAUCGAGAGUCAAAACCAAAAGAAGAACCAAAGGAUUGUUUAGACUUUGCAGUGUCAACAGAUACUGAAUUUCGUAGCAUAAUGACUUCAAGUCAGAUGGCUGUUUUUGUGCAGGAUCAGAAUAAGAUGCAGAAGAAAAUCAUUAAACUGUUGGAAACAGAAGCAGGCAAAAAACCUGAAGAAGGACAUUGUGAUCAAGUCCAAUUUGACUCUGGUGUUGGAACAUGUCUUAAUGUGGCUGAAAAUGAAUGUAAGGAAGAGUAUACAAGUUCCCUUGAACUCUUCAGUUCUGAGGGUGAUGAGAAAAAUGUUUGCUUUGAAGCUACAAAACAAGAAGAAAAUGCUCAGGAUAAUACAGAGAAGUCUCAAGAACUUAAUAUUCCUGCUGAGCCAUUUGUAAAUGAAAUCCAUAUUGAACCAUUGAGCUCAGGAAUAUUGUGCUCUCAAGUCAACAGCUCUCAUAAGAGCUCUUCUAAAAGAGCCCACAAAUGUGAAGAUUCCUCCAAUAUUUUUCAUUCAGGGUUUAAAGGGCAGCUGAAAUCAAAGAGAGCUAAACUGAAUUCUUUUCCAGCUGGUCCUGGGAUGGGAGUGGAUCAAGAAAGUAUGACGAAGUUCAGGAAACUUCAAAACAAACUAUCGCCACUUAAAAAUUGCUGCUGCAAAAAUCAAAAGUACAAUGUUUUAGUCACAGUAGUACAUCCUUGUCAUAUCAAAGAAAUACAGGUGAAGACUAGACCAAAAUCUUCAUGUAAAAUUCCUGUAGCAACAAUUGUAGUUAUUGACCAGUCAGAAAUUGAGAGGAAGGUGAUGCUGUGGCGUGGUGCUGCAUUUUGGUCACUCACUGUGUUUCCUGGGGAUAUUGUGCUGCUUACAGAUAUAAUAAUGUAUGAAAAUCUCUGGUGUGGAGAAAUCAUGCUGCAAUCUACGUUUACCAGUCAGUUACUGAAUCUGGGGAACUGCUCAGCCCUCAAUCCAGAAGAAUUUUAUCCUAUAGUGGAUGGUGAAGUUCUCCGUGGUUUAUUAGCAUACAUAUUAUCAGCAUUUCCACACUUCGGAGACAUUCCACGAAGACAAGUUCAGAGACUGGACAGUGUUCAGUAUGUGCAGCUAGACCAGCUUCAGCCAAAUACGUUGGUCCACUCAGUCUUAAAAAUUAUCAACAUUGCCAUAUUAACAGAAUCUGUGUAUAGCUACAGAGGUGGCAACCAAAGGAAAAUUAUUCUAACGGUAGAACAGAACAGAGAUCAACACUACAGGAUGGUGCUGUGGGGAGCAGGGGCUGCCUGGUGCCCUCAGCUUCAAAGGAAAAAAGAUCACAUAUGGGACUUUAAAUACCUUCUGGUCCAACACAGUUCUGUCUCAGGUGACUUUGAACUGCACACGACUCCGUGGUCAUCUUACGAGUGCUUGUUUGAUGAUGACAAAAGGGCAAUUGAAUUUAAAGAAAAGUUUCAGAAAAGCAAAAUGUCCCAUAUGCAGGUGACAAAGCUCUCAGCACAUUUGGAGGAAAAAUGCUCAGGAGUGAUUCACGUGAAAGCCCAUAUCUUAGAACUGAAGUUCACGAUUUCAACUGGCCAGUACAAGCAAGUCAUCUUCCGUGCCGACACUUCGCUGGAGUGUGUUUUGGCUUCUCUGCCUAUGAUUACGUAUUCAGGUUGUGCUAAAUGUGGUUUGGAACUACAGGCAGAUGAGAACAUGAUCUACAAGCAAUGUAUUAGAUGUUUGCCAUACAACCAAGUAAAAACAUUCUACAGACCUGCUUUGAUGACGGUAGAAGAUGAAGGAUAUGAAAUUUAUGUUCAUGUGGUGUCUGAGUUGAUGGAAAAAAUCUUCCUCAACAUUCCUGCAGACUGGCUGAACAGAUUAGUAGUGCCCUCCUCAGAUAUAACCUACAGCACAAUAGUAGCAGAUCUGUGUCAUUUGCUGCUGGCAGAUACGGAAGCAUCCUAUUUGUUGGAAAUUAGGAGCCAUUUUGUGCUAGAUGAAAACAGCUGUCCUCUGCAAAAGGAUUUCCAUCUGCUAAAUUUUCAUCCUGAUCUUUGAAGUGUCGACCUCUGCUGUAACUGAGUAACAGAGACCAUAGGAAUACACAGAUGGCAAACAGAAGAAAAAUGAAUUAGCUCAAGGAAGGAAAUCUUUUUAAAAAUACAAGAAAGGAUUUUGGUUUUAACUUACACGCUCACACAAAGGACUGGUAUGGAAUAUCUGCUAAUAGUCUAUACUGCUGCUAUAAUACUGAUAAAUUGUUAUAAAGUAUUUUUUUAUACAUACAGUUUUCUUAAUAAACUUUUACGGGGUAUCUGUUUCCCUUUUCUCUCCAGAAAAAUUCACUAGCAUUGAGAGACUGAGAUUUUCUCAUAUAUGGCAGAUUAGAUGAAGACAGCCACAACUCAGUAGUAUUAUUAUAGUUAUGAGUUUUUUUUUGUCUUAUCCUAUACCUUAUCUGUAAGCUGGUUAUGUCUUUGCUUGUUUUGCUGUUGUGUUUGCUUUCCUUCUUUUUAACAGCAGAAUUUCUGCCACUUACCCUCAGCAAUUUUGCUGCCUUUGUUUUCUGUUGUAAAACAGAACCAUCUCACUGAAUUUAAUUUUGUGUAUCUAGAAGUUGUUGCACUGAUUUAUUUAAGAGGUUUUAAACAGCUUAAAAUAAUGCAUUCUUUCAUGGACACUUUAAAUGAUUUAGUUGUGGUAUUUAUCCAGCAUAAGCUGGCAAAUAAACUUCAUCACCUUAAGCCAA